Messenger RNA from Limanda limanda (common dab), 594 nucleotides. RefSeq names its product carcinoembryonic antigen-related cell adhesion molecule 20-like. Bases 1 to 594 code for a protein of 197 amino acids. Gene Ontology annotation, biological process: heterophilic cell-cell adhesion. Gene Ontology annotation, cellular component: cell surface. Lineage: Eukaryota; Metazoa; Chordata; Actinopteri; Pleuronectiformes; Pleuronectidae. The transcript is spliced from 2 exons. The record is from RefSeq and is a predicted model, not a curated record.
AUGCAUGUCUCAGCAGGUCUCUGCCAUGGAGCCGGUUUCGUCACUGUUGACGUCCUUCACGGGAUAACAGGAGGGAGCGUGACCUUCACAACAUCUGUCAAACCGAGCGCUGAGACGUUCCUGGCACUGACCUGGGGCUUCAACGGCACCACCAAUGUGAUCACUUCCACCACUGCGGAAGUCGUGGGACAAGGCUACGAGAACCGGGUUGAAGUAGAUAAAUCCACUGGAUCUCUGGUGCUGAGACAUCUGACAGAGAAAGACAGCGGAGAAUACGAGUUGAUGAUCAUCCCAAAUGGAGGAGAGCAGAUUCAAGGAACUGCCAAGCUGGAAGUAUUGAAUGGACCUGACAGACCGAUAAUCGAUCAGACGCCAAUCGAAGCAGAGAUGGAGGAGAGGGUCACUCUGAGGUGCUCUGCUGACUCGCUGCCAAGGGCGACUUACUACUGGAGAUUCAAACACAUGCUGAUAUACGGGCCUGUGCACUUCAUCCACGAGAUGGAAGAGAGACACCUGGGGAAGUAUACCUGCACCGCCCAAAACUCUGUCACUGGUCUGGAGACCUCUGAGGUCCACAAACUGCAUGGUACUUGA